AUGGCGAUGGAGUUGGCGGCGGAGAUCGUGGUGGAGAAAGCCGUAUUCGAUAAGGUGAUGUAUGGACUGGAAGGUGCCUUAAUAGUGAAUGAGGAGGAUAUGUUAGUGGCUGGAAAGCAUGAUGUGCCGACAAUGGAAGAAAAGUCCGCCGUGAUGGUGGAUAAGGAGGCCGUGGCAAUGGUUAUUGGAGAAGAAGCGACGGAGGAGAAAGCGGUGGGGGAGAAGGAAAGAAGACUAGAGCGCAGCUAUAUUGCUCUAAAUGUCAAAUGA
Bacidia gigantensis is the source of this 270-nucleotide messenger RNA. RefSeq lists its product as uncharacterized. The transcript is spliced from 2 exons. The coding region runs from base 1 to 270 and encodes 89 amino acids. NCBI's taxonomy places the organism in Eukaryota, Fungi, Ascomycota, Lecanoromycetes, Lecanorales, Ramalinaceae. The record is from RefSeq and is a predicted model, not a curated record.